AUGCUCAGAAAGGGUCACUACGCGCAACGUGUCGGCGCCGGUGCGCCCGUCUACCUGGCCGCCGUCUUGGAGUACUUGGCCGCUGAGGUACUCGAGUUGGCCGGCAACGCGGCGAGGGACAACAAGAAGAGCCGCAUCAACCCGCGACACUUGCAAUUGGCCGUGAGAAACGACGAGGAAUUGAAUAAAUUGUUGAGUGGAGUGACAAUCGCUCAAGGAGGAGUUCUGCCGAAUAUUCAAGCUGUCCUUCUCCCCAAGAAGACCCAAGGUGACAAGGAG
Molecule: messenger RNA, 279 nt
Organism: Mesorhabditis belari
Lineage: Eukaryota; Metazoa; Nematoda; Chromadorea; Rhabditida; Rhabditidae
Source: the annotation of a GenBank genome assembly